Messenger RNA from Schistocerca piceifrons (Central American locust), 1339 nucleotides. RefSeq lists its product as uncharacterized. The record is from RefSeq and is a predicted model, not a curated record. Lineage: Eukaryota; Metazoa; Arthropoda; Insecta; Orthoptera; Acrididae.
AUGGUGAAGUGGAAGGCGGGAGGUGUUCGAAGGAUGUCACACAGUGGGAACCUCAUGGAAGUGGAGGAAACCAAGAAGGAUUUAGGUCAGUACCCAACAUUUCCCAAAUAUAUUUAUUUAUUUGCCCCCCUCCUCCACUGCCACCCCUCCUCCUCCUCCUCCUGUUCCACCGUCCUCCUCCUCCUCUUCUGCCCCCUCCUCCACCCCUCCUCCUCCUUCUCCUCCGCACCCCCUCCUCUUCUUCCGCACCCCCCCUCCUCCGCCCCCUCCUCCUCCUCCUCCGCCCCCUCCUCCUCCUCCUCCGCCCCCUCCUCCUCCUCCUCCGCCCCCUCCUCCUCCUCCUCCGCCCCCUCCUCCUCCUCCUCCGCCCCCUCCUCCUCCUCCUCCGCCCCCUCCUCCGCCCCCUCCUCCUCCUCCUCCGCCCCCUCCUCCUCCUCCUCCGCCCCCUCCUCCUCCUCCGCCCCCUCCUCCUCCUCCUCCGCCCCCUCCUCCUCCUCCUCCGCCCCCUCCUCCUCCUCCUCCGCCCCCUCCUCCUCCUCCUCCGCCCCCUCCACCUCCUCCUCCGCCCCCUCCACCUCCUCCUCCGCCCCCUCCACCUCCUCCUCCGCCCCCUCCUCCUCCUCCGCCCCCUCCUCCUCCUCCUCCGCCCCCUCCUCCUCCUCCUCCGCCCCCUCCUCCUCCUCCUCCGCCCCCUCCUCCUCCUCCUCCUCCUCCUCCUCCUCCUCCGCCCCCUCCUCCUCCUCCUCCGCCCCCUCCUCCUCCUCCUCCUCCUCCGCCCCCUCCUCCUCCUCCUCCGCCCCCUCCUCCUCCUCCUCCUCCUCCGCCCCCUCCUCCUCCUCCUCCUCCGCCCCCUCCUCCUCCUCCUCCUCCUCCUCCUCCUCCUCCUCCUCCGCCCCCUCCUCCUCCUCCUCCUCCUCCUCCUCCUCCUCCGCCCCCUCCUCCUCUCCUCCUCCGCCCCCCCCCUCCUCCUCCUCCGCCCCCUCCUCCUCCUUCUCCGCCCCCUCCUCCUCCUUCUCCGCCCCCUCCUCCUCCUCCUCCGCCCCCUCCUCCUCCUCCUCCUCCUCUGCCCCCUCCUCCUCCUCCUCUGCCUCCUCCUCCUCCUCCUCCGCCCCCUCCCCCUCCUCCUCCGCCCCCUCCCCCUCCUCCUCCGCCCCCUCCCCCUCCUCCUCCGCCCCCUCCCCCUCCUCCUCCGCCCCCUCCCCCUCCCCCUCCCCCGUCUUCCGCCCCCUCCCCGUCUUCCGCCCCCUCCCCGUCUUCCGCCCCCUCCCCGUCUUCCGCCCCCUCCCCGUCUUCCGCCCCCUCCCCGUCGUCCGCCCCCUCAUCCUCACCCCCCUAUUCC